Molecule: messenger RNA, 2016 nt
Organism: Durusdinium trenchii
Lineage: Eukaryota; Dinophyceae; Suessiales; Symbiodiniaceae
Source: the annotation of a GenBank genome assembly
AUGGGUGACAACGUGUCUGCUGAGAAUGAUGGUGCGAGGGUCUUGAUGAAUCUCUCAGACAUGGCCCAACAAUGGGAGACAAGUGCUGCUGUUCGGGAAUACCUUCGAAAAGCUGAAGGUGCUGAUCAGCAGUUUUUGUUCACGGACAAGUUUCAGGUGAAUGUCAAGAGUGCAUGUGAGGAGCACGUGUAUGGGAUCUUGAAGCCCUUGGUACUGAGGAGAGCAGAGACUCCUCUGCAGGCUCAACCACACAUCGUCCCACUGAGGGAACAGAUUGGACUUCUCUACAAGAAGCUGGGCAUCAUCGCAGACAAGGACCAAAUCUAUUUGGACAGCUGGUACAUGAAGAAAUUGCGGGCGUUCAUCCAAAUGAAAGUGAGGAAACAACUGGUGACCACAGUUGAGGUGGACCAAGUGAAUCAACGACUUGAAGAACGACGGGCCAAGGCAUCACCCACGGAGCCUACUGCGGAUGAAGAUGCUUGGGAAGAAUCUGACAAGGAGGAUGCUGAUGGUGAGCAGUCGGAUUCUGAUGUGGAGAUUGUGGGUGCUGAGAUUGUCCCUUUAGAUCCUUCAGGAAAGGAUGUUGUGCCAGUGGCCUUGGAAGCUACCUCUCCGGUACCCCCUGCUGAUUCCCAGCCGUCUCCUCGGCCUUUACAGCAAGAGGUGGCGGAGGUGGCUCGUUUGCCUGUGCCAGAGGAUGCUCCAGCAGGAGAUUCCAUGACUGAAGAAGACCAAGAACAACUUCGUGCCUUCAAUUUGCUGGAGGAUGCGAAAAGCCGACUCCAAGAGUCAGAUCAGGAUGGGCAAGAGUUGAAGUGUGAGAAGACUGGUGAUGAGGAGGAACACGCUGGCAACGGUGAUGCUGGCCAGAAAGGUGGUGAGGAGGGUGAAUACCCUGUGAAAUUGCUGACGCGGAAUGAUCAAUUGUCGAUGAAGAAGUCAAAGAAGGAUGCUCGGAAGAACAAGAUGGCUGAAAACAAACGUGCAAAGGGGGGGUGCUCCCAAGAAGGGGAAGAAGGUGAAGAAGGGGAAGAAUGGGAAGAAGAAGAAGGGCAAGAAAGCCCUGAAGAACAAGAAGCCAAAGUCGCCUUCACGACGGAAGCUCCGGAACCUGCAAGCUGCGGGCUGGCACAGUUCUUCAUUGACUUUGCGAAAUCGGUUGGGGGCAGUGGCAUCAAAACUACAUCUCCCAAGUACAAGAGCUCUGUGCGCGCAGGGCUUGCUGACUUGAAGGAGUGUGCGUACAACAUGUACUGGACCAAAUGUAGCUGUGGUCUCAGGAUCCAAAAUGCCUAUGAUGCCUUCUACUUUUCGUUUGUCACAUCGAGCGCGGAAAACUCCUACAAGAUGGCGGUUGCAGCCAAGUGCUGUGAGAUUUGCGCACAAGGCUUCGAGGACAGGGAUCCUGACUUCACUGAUGGUGACGAUGGUUUCGGCCCCAAGUUUCAAAAGGUGAAGUACAAUGCCAAAAUGGCUUUGCACCUGUUGGCCAAUGAAGAACCUGACUUCACUGGUGGCUUCCAAAUGGUGGAGUACUUCGCAGGACAUGGGAACUUGAGUAAGGCAAUGAAGCUGGCAGGACUUCGUACAGCUAGCUUGGAUAUUGAAUAUCGAGGUUGGGAGAAAGGAAAGAGUUACAAGAGUAAUGCCAUGGACUUUACCUCAGCUUUGCCUUUCGCUGCUCUUCCAGACCGACAAGAACUUCCUCGCGACGAUUGCUCUGAAGUGUUCAAGCUGGACCGCGGUAAACCAGGGGAGUAUCCCAUGCCCUUUGCCCAGAAGCUUGUGGACCUGUACUUGGACUUGGUCACGUCUCCCAGGGGUCAAGCGCCCUAUCCAGACCCUGUGCCGCCCGCGCUCCAGUCCUACCAGUGUCUGCCAGAGGACUGUGAAGGCCUAAGGUGGGCACAGCUGGAUGCAGUGUAUAACUACUUGCGUCGUGGGAAGGAUUUAGAGAUCCCAGCCCACUGGCGCAGAUUUGUUCCACCGCCAGCCCCAGAAAACCCUGAGUGA